Molecule: messenger RNA, 5808 nt
Organism: Malassezia restricta
Lineage: Eukaryota; Fungi; Basidiomycota; Malasseziomycetes; Malasseziales; Malasseziaceae
Product: CCR4-NOT transcription complex subunit 1
Exons: 1
Coding region: 1-5808 (1935 amino acids)
Biological process (GO): nuclear-transcribed mRNA catabolic process, deadenylation-dependent decay
Cellular component (GO): P-body; CCR4-NOT core complex
Molecular function (GO): molecular adaptor activity
Source: RefSeq, a predicted model, not a curated record
AUGUCGAUCAGCACGACGGUACCUGGCUUCGAUGGUAUCCAGGUCCCUUUGCCCAUGGACUUGAGUGGCAGUUCGGCAUUGUUCGACGCUUUUCUUGCGCACAUUUCUGAUCAUGCUUCUCAAGAAGCAACACCUACUCAGUUGACCCCUCUCUUGGUGUCCAUUCUGAAAGCUGAUGCAAGGGUUCCUUUCACACUCGAUCAUACUCAGCGCCAACAGCUUAUGGGUCGUCUCUCUGAUGCGUUUGGUGAGACAGCUGCCCUCGCACUUGGUCAAGCCUUGUCACAACUCCCAUCCAAACCCCUCGCUGAGCAAUUAAUGGAUCUUGGUGAUGCUCUCGUCACUAGCUCUAAUCUCCAUGCUCUGAUCAAGCAUUCAGGCUUCUCACGGCCCAAAGAGUCGGACGUGUCCGACCUACUGGCCCAACUUCUCUCUUUUACCACAAGGUCUAUGACCUUCGCCACAAACUUUUCAUUGCUGUCAAAAUCCCUGGCAGCCACAGACUCAGCACUUGACUGGCGUGCCAUCAUGCGCGGCCUUGAUGCCAUGGACUCGCGCGUAUUUCUUCCCUGCGAAAAACUUGGCACAGCCCUGGGCGACUGGAUCCGAGGUACACCCAAUCCCAUCGAGUCUGUUAAUUCCCUCUGGGGCGUGUGGACAAACAGGACACGCCAGUUGCAGAUUCUCUACUCCCUCCUCUUGCUCAGUGAACACUUUUCGAUGAAAGAUGUCACGGCACGUCAGAUUGUAUCACCAAGCGACUUUGUGGAUGCACCACCAACCAUUCAGGCGCAGGCCAAAGUAGCCUCAGAGAGUGUUUGGAACAGUCUGGAUCUAAUCGAAACCUUAAUGGAACUAGCCAACAGCGUCACCGGCGCAGAAAACAGCAGCGAAGUUGGUCGCCCUGUUACGGCCAUCUUGGAGCGCGCAAUUCAGACUAACGCUGAAUGCGUACUGCUCGGACUCGUUGUUCUGCCUCCGUCGAUGAAUGCUGUCCACACCGAACUGGUAACCAAGCUGCUUGCCAUGUUCUUGGUAGGAUACUCGGCUCACCAGCUUGUGUUUUGGCACUUGUGGCAUACCCAGCCAGCCCUACUCAUGGAUGCGUUUAAGCGCCUGUACGCUGAGAGCCCCUUGCAUAUGACCCGCAUCGUCGAAGUCGCACAGGAGCUAGGUAUGAUUAACCAACUCGUUUCUCAACAGCCCUGGGCUUUUGCUCUGGAUGCUGCUGCACUCGCUGCACGCCGAGAUGCUCUUCAGCUCGAACCGUGGCUGGAAGAGUCCAUUUCUGCAGCGCCAGCUGAUGCUCACCUCAUUACGGCGACACUCGACUUUCUUGAGAUAAAAAUAAAGGAAGAUCUCAUGCGCCGCGACCCACAGGCAGAACCUACUUUUGUCCCACUACAUGUUCAGCAGGUUGCGGUGUUCCUACGUGUCCUGCGUGGCUUUGGUGACUCUAUGUCUCUGCCAGAAAUUGACCACUUUAAAAUCGUACGGAAUAUGUGUCUGCAGCUGCAUCCGCGUCUGAUGAAGCUAACACCGGGACCUAGCUCAGAGCCAGGCCUGACAGUUACGACCUUUUCCAAAGACAUACAUCGCGAAGCCGAUACAUGGUAUCGUCAGAUGUAUGAGGAAAAAGUGAGUGUUGACGAUAUUGUUUCUUUGUUGCGUCGCUGCAAGCAUUCAGAUGAUGAGCGUGAUCACCAGCUUUUCGCUUGCAUGGUUCAUACGCUGUUCGAUGAACACCGCUGGUUCGAGCUGUACUACCCGCCACGUGAACUUCUCAUGACGGCGGCCGUUUUUGGCGCAUUGGUCCAGUACCAGCUGAUUGAGUCGAUUCCCCUUGGUAUUGCAAUUCGCUACGUUGUGGAUGCAUUGCAAGCUUCUCCAGAUUCUACACUCUUUCACUUUGGUAUCCAAGCGCUCCUUCGUUUCCAGAAGCGCCUGGCAGAAUGGCCGCAACUAUGCCAAGUGCUUCUGUCGCUGCCGACUCUAACACAGACGCACCCUGAGCUUAUUGUCGUGGUAAAUCAGGCACUCGCAGCGGCCAAGAGCGGCAAAGUACAGCCGCCGGAUGACAGUGUCUUCACUGCCAUCCAACCUGACGCUCUUCCUGCGGACAUGCAGCGCAAGCCAGACGAAGUCCAGUCGGACCAGCUGCUCUUCCUCAUCAACAACAUGUCGCUGGCAAAUGUGCAUGAAAAACUGUCCGGCGCGCGGGAACUCGUCUUGCCUGACAUUUUGCACUGGCUUGCACGUUACUUGGUGCUGGAGCGUGUGAGUCUAGAGCCCAACAACCAUGACUUGUAUCUUAUGUUCCUCACAGGACUGGAGCAGCCACGAGUAUUUGUUUAUGUGCUUUAUGAGACGCUUACGAAGCUCAAGGCUUUGUUGGAUGCGGAAAAGACGACGCAAUCGACGUCAGAACGUACGGUGCUCAAGAACUUGGCGUCAUGGCUAGGCCUUACUACACUGGCACAGGAGCGUCCCAUUUUACACCGCAAUCUGGCUUUUAAAGAUCUGCUGCUGCAAGGUUACGAGUCUGGUCGUCUUAUUGUCGCAAUUCCCUUCGUCUGCAAGGUAUUGGAGCACUGCUCGAGCACGCGGGCUUUCCAACCGCCUAAUCCAUGGCUAAUGGCGAUCCUGCGUCUGCUUGUGGAGCUGUACCAGUUUGCAAAUCUCAAACUCAACUUGAAGUUCGAAAUUGAGGUUCUUUGUAAGAGUUUGCACGUGGAUCUCCAAAAACUCGAGCCUAGUCAGCUAUUACCAGGCCGUCGUCCUGAGCCACCGUCUGGCCCGUCUACGGCUGCUGUGGCGGGUAAGAGAGCAGCAAGUGGCGACCACAAUACCAUUGUGCCUGGCAUGGAGCAACUCAGUGUAAACGAGCCUGUCGCGUACCAUGACAUGUUUGUCACGAUGCUGCAAAAUAUGGCGCAGUACAUUGUGAUCAGCCCACAGAUCGUGCCAUAUGCCAACAGCGCAGCAUGGAAGCGUGUCAUGUACGUGGCUCUUGAGCGUGCUAUCCAGGAGAUCAUCACGCCCGUUGUCGAGCGUAGCGUCACUAUCGCAUCGAUUUCGACACGCGAGCUUGUGAGCAAAGACUUCGCCAUGGAGCCGGAUGAGCAAAAAUUACGAUCGGCCGCGCACCUUAUGGCUCAAAACAUGGCCGGCAGUCUAGCUCUUGUGACCUGCAAAGAGCCUUUGCGGCUGAGCAUCCUUGCACAUGCGCGCACGCUGUUUGCCGCUGGCGGGGUAUCCGAGCAAGCACUGCCCGAACAGGCUCUCCUGCUGCUGGUACAGGACAACUUGGACUUGGCAUGCGUUGUAAUUGAGAAGACGGCCAUGGAAAAGGCAUUGGCCAAAGUGGACGAGGGCCUGGCCAACGCCUACAGGACUCGUCGCGACUUUAAGAUGCAUGGCCACGGCGCCAUCUUUUGGGAUAAAGCCUCGCUAUCGCACUACAGCACGACCUUGCCAGAUCUCAUGCGUAUUGCACCACCCGGCCUCCAGCCUGCUCAGCUUCGUGUCUACGAGCAACUGGCGAUGACGCCUAAUGUGCCUCGACAAGAAGACGACCUUGAAAUGGAUGAUGUGCCGGCCGUCGCUGGUCUCAACAGCAUGGGAAUGGGCAGUGGCUUUUUGAUGCCGACGCAGGCACUUGAGCGUUUCGUCCUCAUGGCUGCAGAACUGGAGCGUUUCUUUGCAGAGGUGAGCGAAACGCCUCAGACACUGUCGACGCUGCCCAGUACCCACUUUGUGCGACAGGUCCUGCCUCACCUGAACGAGCUUAUUUUGCAGUCAACACAUCGGGACGAGACGGUGCUGCUUAUCGCGCAGAAGACUGUGCAGCUUCUCUACAAGACGGGUACUGAUUUAGCUCGCGAAGUAUGGGUGGCUGUGCUUGAGCAACUGUGUGAGCAGUCCUCUCGUGUGGCUCGCGAAGUAACAGCUUGGCUUAUGUACGCCGAGGACGAACGCAAAUUCCAUGUGCCAGUGACUCUGGCUCUUGUCCGUGCCAAUCUCAUCAGUCUCGUCGAGCAAGACCAGCAGCUUGCUAAGCUGCUCAUACGGACCCAGUGCCGAUCCUCUGUUGUUGACUACAGUGCCCAGCUUGUUCGUCAUUGUCUCCAGGAGGGUCUUGCUACCCGGGCCCAGUUUUCGACGCUGCUGAGCGCAUUGGCACAGGCUGUGCAAUACGGACGUGGCACACCAGCAGCACAGCGCUUGCUCGAUGAUCUCGACGAACUUGCUGUCAGUGAGUCUUCGGUUCCUCUGCGGGACCAGUUGGCAUACAGCUUUGCUAGAUGGGUGCGUGUGUUCCAGCAGUCGUCGAACCCUGAAAAGUCCUUCAUUGAGUACAUCAUGCAGCUCCAGAGCCGCCAUGUACUCAAGGGUGAAGAAGUGUCGUCGCUCUUCUUCCGCAUGUGCACCGAAGUGUCUGUCGCACAUUACACAAAGCAGCACGCGGUUGGCGGCACUCGUGCCAGUGGCAUUUUCUCACCGAUUGACACGUUUGCACAGUUGAUCGUGUACCUGAUCAAGUAUCAUGCGGACCCGAGCGGUACCAACGAUGAGCGGGCUAAGGUGCAUUAUCUGACCAAGAUAUUGUCGAUCAUUGUGCUAGUUCUUGCCCAGUCGCAUGAAGAAAUGGGCGCCCACUUCCAGCAGCGGCCCUUCUUCCGUCUCUUUUCCAGCAUGUUGCAUGGUCUGCGUGCGGCUGAGUCGUCGCUACAAGGCGCCUAUAAUGGCGCUCUGCUCGCCAUUGCGAAUGCUUUGUACACAUUACAACCCGCCUUUUUCCCAGGCUUUGCCUUCUCGUGGGUUGCUCUUGUCUCUCACCGCCUCUUUCUCCCGCAGCUCCUGCGGGGGCCAACAUCUAGCCGGGCUGCGUUCCAUCGUCUCAUGAUCGCUCAACUGCGUUUCCUUUCGCCGUUGCUGCGUCAGAACACGCUGCAUGACACCACACGUCUGCUGUACUCAUCAACGCUUCGCUUGGUGCUCGUACUCCUGCACGACUUUCCGGAGUAUCUCGCUGAGUACCAUCAGAGUCUGUGUGACGUCAUUCCAUCGAUUUGCAUCCAGUUGCGCAAUCUUGUGCUCUGCGCUUAUCCUCGCCCGCUGCGUAUGCCCGAUCCGUUUGGUGCAGGCCUGCGUCUUGUGACGUGGCCUGAUCCCAAAUUCAUGCCGACUAUGCACUAUGAUGCUCAGGCUAUUGUGCGUGCUUUAUCGCCCACGCCUGAUGUCCUUGAGCGUCUCGAUGAACUUGUGCAUACCGGGCAGGCUCCAACCGGCACUGGUCGCAUGUUGGCUGAUGCGUUUGCAUCGCCAAAUGCUCCGGACACUGGUCGUUACAACGAGAUUUUGAUCAAUGCAGCUGUGCUUUAUGUGGCCCAUACUACACUGCAAAGCACGAAAAACCAUUUGUUGGCCAACCGCUCCGUGCAUGAUCCUCUUGUCGAGCUGUAUCAUGCUGUGCUGCCAGAAAUCGAGCCGGAGGGUCGUUACCUGAUGCUCAGUGCUGCAGCCAGUCAGCUGCGAUACCCAUCGCACCACACUGCGUACUUCCAUGCAUUGUUUGUUGUUCUCUACACUAGAGAAGAGGCAUUCGUGCGCGAGCAGAUUCUGCGUGUGCUAUUGGAGCGUGUCAUUGUGCACCGCCCACACCCAUGGGGACUCCUCUACACAUUCGCGCAGCUCUUGCGCACGCACUCUGUGCCGCUGCCGCAAGCCCCACCUGAGAUUCACGCUAUUCUCGAACACAUGUCCAAAAUGCUCGCACCAGAGCGUGCCGUAUCUGCUUCUGCAUAG